AUGGGGAACCUUGCCCUUUUUAUGAGUAUUUAUGCCUUCUCUCUUAUCUACCGAACCGAAGCAUUCACCAUUGGCCCAGGUUCCAGGUUCUGCGCAAGACAGUCAAACGUUGGCGGAAAUGUCUCGCAAGGUUGCUCAGUGCACGCCGGACGGGGAGUCUACACCUCCUCACGGCUUGACCCACCGUCGGUCACCUCGCUUUCCUCUACAUGGCGCGGCGCGAAAGAAAUAUCUGGACUAACAGAAAGCACUGCUGCGCCCGUGUUUGAUGUUGAAAAAAUCCGUCAGAUUCUGCCGCAUCGGUUUCCCUUCUUGCUUGUGGACAAAGUCCUCGAGUUCGAGCCGGGAAAGCGAGCGGUCGGAGUCAAGCAGAUCUCGGCCAAUGAAGACCAGUUCAACGGUCAUUUUCCAAAUAGAGCUAUCAUGCCAGGCGUCCUUCAGGUCGAAGCACUGGCACAGCUUGCGGGUAUCGUCGCUUUGCAACCUCCAAUUAGCAACGGCCAGGGAAAUUUCUUUUUCGCAGGUGUGGAUGGCGUGAAGUGGAAGAAGCCCGUCGUACCAGGCGACACUGUGGUCAUGGAAGUCGAGUUGACCGCAUGGAAGGAGAAGUUUGGCAUUGCAAAAGCUACUGGAAAGGCGUUCGUCGACGGCAAGCCGGUUAUCGAAGUUGGCGAGAUGACAUUUGCACUCGUACGGUGA
Messenger RNA from Neospora caninum, 699 nucleotides. RefSeq lists its product as hypothetical. Gene Ontology annotation, biological process: fatty acid biosynthetic process. The record is from RefSeq and is a predicted model, not a curated record. Bases 1 to 699 code for a protein of 232 amino acids. Gene Ontology annotation, molecular function: hydro-lyase activity. NCBI's taxonomy places the organism in Eukaryota, Apicomplexa, Conoidasida, Eucoccidiorida, Sarcocystidae. The transcript has 2 exons.